Dipodomys ordii (Ord's kangaroo rat) is the source of this 1633-nucleotide messenger RNA. RefSeq names its product adrenoceptor alpha 1A (gene Adra1a). The transcript has 2 exons. The record is from RefSeq and is a predicted model, not a curated record. Bases 1 to 1431 code for a protein of 476 amino acids. Gene Ontology annotation, biological process: regulation of vasoconstriction; adenylate cyclase-activating adrenergic receptor signaling pathway; cell-cell signaling. Gene Ontology annotation, cellular component: membrane. Gene Ontology annotation, molecular function: alpha1-adrenergic receptor activity. Lineage: Eukaryota; Metazoa; Chordata; Mammalia; Rodentia; Heteromyidae.
AUGGUGUUUCUCUCCGGAAACGCUUCGGAAGGCUCCAACUGCACCCACCCUCCGGCACCGGUGAACGUAUCCAAGGCCAUCCUGCUCGGCGUGGUCCUGGGGGGCCUGAUCAUUUUCGGGGUGCUGGGGAACAUCCUGGUGAUCCUGUCGGUGGCCUGCCACCGCCACCUGCACUCCGUCACGCACUACUACAUCGUCAACCUGGCGGUGGCCGACCUGCUCCUCACCUCCACCGUGCUGCCCUUCUCGGCCAUCUUCGAGAUCCUGGGCUACUGGGCGUUCGGCCGGGUCUUCUGCAACAUCUGGGCGGCGGUGGACGUGCUGUGCUGCACGGCGUCCAUCAUGGGCCUGUGCAUCAUCUCCAUCGACCGCUACAUCGGGGUCAGCUACCCGCUGCGCUACCCGGCCAUCGUCACGCAGCGGAGGGGCGUGCGCGCGCUGCUGUGCGUCUGGGCACUGUCGCUGGUCAUCUCCAUCGGGCCUUUGUUCGGCUGGCGGCAGCCGGCCCCCGACGACGAGACCAUCUGCCAGAUCAACGAGGAGCCGGGCUACGUGCUCUUCUCGGCACUGGGCUCCUUCUACGUGCCGCUGGCCAUCAUCCUGGUCAUGUACUGCCGCGUCUACGUGGUGGCCAAGCGCGAGAGCCGGGGCCUCAAGUCCGGCCUCAAGACGGAGAAGUCGGACUCGGAGCAGGUGACGCUGCGCAUCCACCGCAAAAACGCCCCGACCGCGGGCGGCAGUGGUGGCGGUGGCGGGGCAGGGGGCGGCGCGCCCAGCAGCGCCAAGAACAAGGCGCACUUCUCCGUGAGGCUCCUCAAGUUCUCCCGCGAGAAGAAAGCGGCCAAGACGCUGGGCAUCGUGGUGGGCUGCUUCGUGCUCUGCUGGCUGCCCUUCUUCCUGGUGAUGCCCAUUGGGUCUUUCUUCCCUGAGUUCAAGCCCUCAGAAACAGUCUUUAAAAUCGUAUUUUGGCUCGGAUACCUAAACAGUUGUAUCAACCCCAUCAUCUACCCGUGCUCCAGCCAAGAAUUCAAAAAGGCCUUCCAGAACGUCUUAAGAAUCCAGUGUCUACGUAGAAGGCAGUCUUCCAAGCAUGCCCUGGGCUACACCCUGCAUGCCCCCAGCCACACCCCGGAAGGGCAGCACAAGGACAUGGUUCGAAUCCCCGUGGGAUCUGGAGAGACCUUCUAUAAGAUCUCCAAGACCGAUGGGGUCUGCGAAUGGAAGUUUCUCUCUUCCAUGCCGCAUGGAUCUUCUAGGAUUACAGUGCCAAAGGACCAAUCUGCCUGCACCACAGCCCGGGUGAGAAGUAAAAGCUUUUUGCAGGUCUGCUGCUGUGUGGGGCCCUCGACCCCCAGCCUUGGCGAAAACCACCAAAUUCCCACCAUUAAGAUCCACACCAUCUCCCUCAGUGAAAAUGGGGAGGAAGUCUAGAGGAUGGGACAGGUCAGAGAGAAGAAGGAUGCCAGGUUAACACACACACACACACACACACACACACACACACACACACACUUCCUACUUGUAAUGCCAGGUCAUCCUUCCUGGAGGAGGACCAUCCACUGAGUGGACAAACUGGGCCUGGAGAUGGAGAGGGGAUGUACCUGGUCAAGCAGCAGUAGCACCUAGGGAUGGG